AGCUUGUCUUCUGAAUUGGCGGCGCGGUCAACUGCAUUGUGGGAGUUCACGUGACAGUGAAAAGAUGGCUGACGAGAGAGAACCUCCUCCGCUCGAAGAGUUUUACAGUAUCAAAGACGAAGACGACCUGUUUGCUGAUGCCAGUGAGACAAAGAAGUAUGAACCAGCCAGUCUCAUCUUAAAUGAGGAGAAAGAUGGCCCAGCGAGUUUGCCGGAGGACAAUCUGAAAACGGAGGAUCUUUUCGCUGUUGAUGCUUAUCCACUUGAAAGCAAUGCAGAUUUAUUAGAUUAUGGUGAAGAAUUCCGAAAAGGAAUAUUGGAUCUAGGCGGUGGGACCGAAAUCAGUCUGGAACCAGACACUGAGCCGUCCACGACUGACACACCGACUGAAGCUCAGCCGGCUGGAAGUGCUCUCCCUACUCUCAACAGUGGCGGGACUGAAGUAAGGUUGGACUCCGAUGAAGAGGAGACCGAAACCCCGACUGAGGCCCAACCGGCUGGAGUGUCACUCCCGUCAGAGAGCAGUGAUGUCUCCAGAGCAGAUGAAGAACCUCCAAGAGUCGGUAUCUCACAGACAUCAACUACUUCGAAAAUGUCUUCAUCGACUAUAAAGCAAGACAAAAAUGAGAUUGAGGAAGAAGAUCCAUAUACUCUUGAAAUAAAAGUCUGUGAACCCAACAGGGUAGGAGAUGGCAUGGGAGCCUAUAUUGUUUAUAAAGUCAUCUCCAAGACUAAUAUUCCUGCAUUCCGUAAAACUACCAUGACAGUUCUAAGACGAUUCAGUGAUUUCUUGGGACUACAUGAAAAAUUAGCUCUUAAGUACAUUCGAGAUGGACGAAUUGUGCCACCAGCUCCUGAAAAGAGUGUCCUUGGGAUGACCAAAAUCAAAAUGAAUAAGGAGGAAUCUGGAUCCACCGAAUUCAUUGAAAGACGGCGACUUGCAUUGCAAAGGUGAGUCUGAAUUCUUUGUGUUAGCACUUUCAUCAUACGGAGCAUUACUG
Octopus bimaculoides (California two-spot octopus) is the source of this 1001-nucleotide messenger RNA. Its product is annotated as sorting nexin-2. NCBI's taxonomy places the organism in Eukaryota, Metazoa, Mollusca, Cephalopoda, Octopoda, Octopodidae. Gene Ontology annotation, biological process: early endosome to Golgi transport. Gene Ontology annotation, cellular component: endosome membrane; endosome. The record is from RefSeq and is a predicted model, not a curated record. Gene Ontology annotation, molecular function: phosphatidylinositol binding.